Molecule: messenger RNA, 417 nt
Organism: Effrenium voratum
Lineage: Eukaryota; Dinophyceae; Suessiales; Symbiodiniaceae
Source: the annotation of a GenBank genome assembly
AUGCCACUUGCACUUAGCUACACCGUGGGCGUUCUGACGCCUGAGGCCGGACAACGCGCCGGCUCGAGGAUCACCAACGCAUUCCUGAAAUGGCACGGCCUUGCCGGUAACCGGGUGAUGACACCCAAUGUCACGAUGCAGAUCCAGUCAUUGCCGAAAAACGGUGCGCUUUCGGGCGGGGAGCCGGUGGAGGGUGUCUGGCUGGAGUGCAAGACACCUUCCUUCGCCUUCGCAGACCGGGACGUCCAGGUUGGUUUCUUUCAAGAAGCAACCGACAUCAUUGCCGACGAAGCGGACGGAAAUCUCACCAGGGAUCGGAUUUAUUCCAACGUUGUGCAUACGGUGGACGGAACCUGGAACCUUGAUGGUGAAGCCAUGACGGAUCACCAGCUGACAGAACGGAUCGCCCGCGGUUGA